Molecule: messenger RNA, 1540 nt
Organism: Xenopus tropicalis (tropical clawed frog)
Lineage: Eukaryota; Metazoa; Chordata; Amphibia; Anura; Pipidae
Gene: sult4a1
Product: sulfotransferase family 4A member 1
Molecular function (GO): sulfotransferase activity
Source: RefSeq, marked provisional
GUUGCCAGCCCACUUGCCCAGCCAUCCCCCCUGCGAGCCCACUCUCACCCACUCUCACCCAGCCAGCCCAGGCACAGGCCAGUGGCCCCACUGAUACCCAAGCCCACAGCUGUAACAGCCUAGCCACCCCUACAGCACACUGGCCCUCCCCCUGCUAGCCAACCCCUGCAGCCACUUGCCCCCCAGGAGCCCCGAGCAUGGCGGAGAGUGAAGCGGAGACCCCCAGCACCCCCUGUGAAUUUGAGAGCAAGUACUUUGAGUACAAUGGGAUCCGGUUGCCUCCCUUCUGCCGGGGAAAAAUGGAGGAAAUAUCAGAUUUCCCUGUCAGGAAGAAUGAUAUCUGGAUUGUCACCUACCCCAAAUCAGGUACCAGUUUACUGCAAGAGGUGGUGUAUCUGGUGAGCCAGGGAGCCGACCCGGAUGAAAUUGGACUUAUGAAUAUCGAUGAACAGCUUCCCGUUCUAGAGUAUCCUCAGCCGGGCCUCGACAUCAUUAAGGAACUGACAUCUCCUCGUCUUAUCAAGAGUCACCUCCCUUACCGAUUUCUCCCAUCAGAUUUACAUAAUGGUAACUCCAAGGUUAUAUAUAUGGCUCGUAACCCUAAAGACCUCGUAGUGUCCUACUAUCAGUUCCACCGCUCAUUAAGGACCAUGAGCUACCGAGGCACAUUCCAGGAAUUCUGCAGGAGAUUUAUGAAUGACAAGUUGGGGUACGGUUCAUGGUUUGAUCACGUGCAAGAGUUUUGGGACCAUCGCCUGGAUUCCAAUGUCCUGUUCCUCAAGUAUGAAGACAUGCACAAGGACCUAGGAACAAUGGUGGAGCAGCUCGUCAGGUUUCUGGGGGUGUCGUACGAUAAAGCCCAGUUAGAGUCCACGAUCGAGCACUGCCAUCUUCUCAUUGACCAGUGUUGCAACGCCGAGGCCCUGCCCAUAGGCAGAGGGCGGGUCGGCCUGUGGAAGGACAUUUUCACCGUAUCGAUGAAUGAGAAAUUCGACCUGGUGUACAAGCAGCGGAUGGGAAAGUCGGACCUCACCUUUGAAUUCAGCUUAUAGACUAAUAACAUGCAUGCCUAUAUAUAUAUUCCUAUACUGAGUAAAGCAACAUACCUUUCUGCACAAUAGGAAAUAGUCUGUGUUCUACCGGCGCCAAAGGCCGGGCCCAGCAAACUGCUGUAUUUACGUAUAUAAUCGCUGUUAACCCCUGCAGUGCCUGAGCAGUCUAGAACCUUCCGGGCCGCCCCGGCGCUGACAUAUUCCACUAACCCUCAUUUUCUGGAGAGGCCUGCAAGCACAUGAGUCAGUCGGCAAGAACGUGAUUGGUUGCUAUAAAUUCGCUGUCAAUGGCUUUGUGACGCAGUUCUCGGGGUGAUGUCCUGUACGUUAUUUUUUAGCGCUUUUCAAUUUAGAUAGAAAGAAUCUUUGAUAUUCCGUGGGGGGGCGGAAUGUGGGGGGGGGGGGCUGCGUUUAGAUCUCAGGGCUUUGUGGUUGUGUUGGUUUGUUUGGUCUUGUCAUGUUUGAAAUAAAAAAAAUAUCAUCUUAAA